Molecule: messenger RNA, 2343 nt
Organism: Penicillium daleae
Lineage: Eukaryota; Fungi; Ascomycota; Eurotiomycetes; Eurotiales; Aspergillaceae
Exons: 3
Coding region: 1-2343 (780 amino acids)
Source: RefSeq, a predicted model, not a curated record
AUGCAGCCAUCCAAGGCCAACCUCGCGGAUUUCCUGGCCUUCGUGCCUGGGGUCGAUGCGGGGACUGCCUUCUUGUUCCUCGAGGCUGCGAACUCCGUGAAUGACGCUGUCAAUGAAUACUAUGAUAAUCCGCACAAAUAUGCUCGGCGCCCGCCGUCCUCGAUGUCCUCGAUACGAAGCCCGAUCACCCCAGUGAGCCCGACCCGGACCGCGAUCAGCCGCAACUGGAGCAGUCCCACGGCAGAGCCGACCAGACUGGCCAGUUCACCACCGUUGUACCCGUCGCCACCCUCGUCGACGGUAAGCGGGAGUGCGACCGAUUCACAGCGCAAGAUACACACGAACGGGGUAAUUGAGGCUGCGAAGGUUCGAGCGCGAGAUGAGCAGGAGAUUCAGAACAUGCUGCAGUCUGUUCAGGCGUCCCUCCAUAUUUUCAAUCCCGAGAUCGAGCCAGAGCGGGAGUGUCCGUAUCCAUGCAACUGCCUCAUCCACAGGUAUAUUCAGCGGAAGCUGGCUCGUUUGAAUGUUCAAGAACUAUGGGCCAAAGCAGUGAUGUACCCGGGUGAAAAGUACUACCAUGACUGCACACAGGUACGCCUGUUCAACAACAAUCCGUACCAGAUUGUGGUCUCUCCGUACGGCUUCGGUGGCUCUUCUUAUUAUGGAAUACAACGACCCGACCCACAAUACCACGCUAAAUUUGUCCGCCAAACAAUCAAGUUGAAUGACUCGCUCAAUGUCAAAGCACAGAGUGCUGUUGACGCCGUGGAGCCAUCCUUUAAUAUCUGGGAAAUCGAACAACUUCAAUCUUCAAUGUCGAACAUCGGUAUCGGACCAUCAAUAAAUCACGACCACAAUGGUGAGAAGUCAAAGCGUGCAACCUUGAAGAAAGCUCUCUCCAUCCGAUCUUCACAGGAAAAGGUAGCCUCCAAGACGUCGAAGAUCUUCGCCGAGGCCCGCGAACUUCGAGAUUCUAUUCUCAAAGAGGAGAAUGGCAGGUGGCCAGAACCAGAAGACCGACAGAUUAUCACCGCAUACCAGGAACAAGUCGGAUUGGCGGAGAAAAUCGCCGAACUCCGCAUUCAAUGUCCUAUACAAUAUCUUCACUUACUCAAGGCGGGGUAUUUCGAGCCUAUUCCAAUAGCAUGGGCGAGGCAAGCCUCCAAUCCACUGAAGUUUGCCAUCGACGCAGCUGCGGGAUGGCGGGGCCUUACACCGGCUUGGAGAGGAUACGAGGAUACUGCAGAGGAACGCCUAUACUGGGUAUUGAAUCAUCGGCUGGGAACUUCUGCAACAAGGUUGAAGCCUGAUUCAAUAUCUGCACUGAAUCUAGCCCGCGAAAGAAUGGCCCAGGCAGUGGAGCCCCCACCGAUAUACUAUGCGUCUGACGAUACCUGUCAUCUUCAACACACUUCCAAGGGAUACUCAAGACAAGUCAUGCCCCCUCCAUUCCGGGCUUUCGAUGCGCCCCAACAGCGGACAGAUGACACAAUGAUCCUGCUGGACGUGUCGGGCUCUAUGGAUUUCCAACCACGACGGCCAGAGUACAAUCAAUUUCUAAUUACAGGCUACACAAUGUCUACUCAGCCAAAGAAUAAAGAUUUGGCUCGAGCAGUCAUCCACCGCUUCACCGACGCAAUGUCCAACCACGAUCACAACUGGUCCGGCUACGAACUCACCACAUUCUCCAGCCAAGCCGAAUACAUCGGCGUAAUCAACCACUGGAACUUUGACGAAUUGUGGCGAACCGUCCAAUUCGGCGGCCGAACAAGAGUAAUGACAGGCUGGCAAAGCGUCAAAGAACAACAUUUCCAAAAGCACGCCAGCACAGCAAUCCACCACCCCAUCUACGGCUGGCAAGCCGGACCCCAAACACCCAUCCUCCGCCUCCUCCUACUCCUAGACGGCGAAGCCUCCGACAUGGACGAAUUCGAGCUCGACCUCCUCAGCCUGCCCUGGGUGCACGUCACCAUCUUCUUAAUCGGCGUUGACGGAUGUCCACACCACCACCGACACGCCAACGAACUCCAACGCAUCAGCGAAGUCAACCCACACGUCGCAUUCGUCGAUGCACAGGGCAACACACCCGAACGGUUCGUCACCCACGAACUACUUAAGCGCCAUCUCGGCUAUGAGCUCUCGAUGGCAGAGUUCGAGGAACUGGAACGUGCGCCUGGGGAACCCCGGCGCGUGGAACUUCCGGCUCGUGAGCCGCCCACUCCGAAUCUGCCGGAGCUGGAGCAACCGCGGAGGCGGUUGCCGGUAGAAUUACCGGCUAAUGAGGAUGUGUUGCCGUCGAGGUUAUCUAUGGAGCAGCCGCCUCCUUAUUUUGCGACUGCGUGA